This is a messenger RNA of Rhodotorula toruloides NP11, 675 nucleotides long. RefSeq lists its product as uncharacterized. NCBI's taxonomy places the organism in Eukaryota, Fungi, Basidiomycota, Microbotryomycetes, Sporidiobolales, Sporidiobolaceae. The transcript has 4 exons. Bases 1 to 675 code for a protein of 224 amino acids. The record is from RefSeq and is a predicted model, not a curated record.
AUGGCCCGCUUCGCUCUCACCGCCGCCGCAAUCCUUUCGCUCGCCUCGCUCGCAGCCGCGCAAGACCUUCGCGUCAACACCCCCUCCCAGAUCUACUCGUGCCAGCCCGCCGCCUUCACCUACACCUGCCCCAACACUCCCUGCACCAUCGUCGCUCGCCCAUCGAAGGACCAGUCUUCGAUCCUCGAGAACUUGGGCGACGUCUCGGACAAGUCAGGAAGCGUGUCCUGGAAGCCGGUCGACGUCGCUGAGGGCACGAGUGUUACGCUGUGGAUUACCGACGCGAACGGCAACACCAUCUCGUCUGCCGCCAUCACUGUCGCGCAGGGAACGAGCACCUCUUGCUUGUCCGGUUCGUCUGGCUCGUCCGGCUCGUCGGACUCGUCGGCUUCGUCUGGUGCAUCGGGCUCGUCGCAUGCGUCGGCGGCCACCAAGGCAGCGUCCACAUCGGCCUCGAGCAUGAUCAAGUCCGCUGCGUCGGCUGCUUCGCAGACUGCCUCGCAGGCCGGCGCUGCCGCCGCGUCGAUUAGUGGAUCUGCUAACUCGACCAACAGCAGUCCUUCCGCUUCGGCUUCUGCCGGCUCGGGCGCUGGCAGCGGAGCAGGCAUCAACGCCGUCGUCAAGACCUCCCUCCUCGCAGUGGUCCUCGUCGGCUCUGCCGCGAUCCUCGCCUAG